Molecule: messenger RNA, 529 nt
Organism: Cydia pomonella (codling moth)
Lineage: Eukaryota; Metazoa; Arthropoda; Insecta; Lepidoptera; Tortricidae
Gene: mRpS16
Product: small ribosomal subunit protein bS16m
Exons: 3
Coding region: 87-488 (133 amino acids)
Biological process (GO): mitochondrial translation
Cellular component (GO): ribosome; mitochondrial small ribosomal subunit
Molecular function (GO): structural constituent of ribosome
Source: RefSeq, a predicted model, not a curated record
CGCUGUCAUUGUCAAAUAUCUAUACAAUUUGAGGUUAUAAAUUGCUUUACGUAAAAAUAUAUUUAAAUAUUGUAUUUGUAUAGAAAAUGCCGCUGCCACCAGCCAGUGGAACUGGUCGGUACUUUGCCAAAGCAGCCAAAUCUAUACGUUUGGUCCGACAUGGCUGUACUAACAGGCCAUUCUUUCACAUUUCCGUAACUCAUCGCAAAAGAACGACGACACAACCGGUGAUUGAACAAUUAGGAUCCUUUGACCCAAUGCCAAAUGUGUUUAAUGAGAAAUUAGUAGCCCUGAAUCUUGAAAGACUGAAGUACUGGCUUGGUAAGGGGGCUCAUGUUACACCACCAGUAGCCGAGUUAUUAGGUUUGUCCGGCUUCUUCCCAAUCCACCCGCGCUCCUACAUGACUGCAUGGCGGAACCGGCAGGCGGAGGAGCUUGCUCAACAAAAGGAGGCUGAAAAGGCAGCCAGCGCUCCUGCUACCUCUUAGACUUUAUUUAGAUUGUUAGUUUAAUAAAUAGUGUAAAUAUA